GACAGCAGCCUCAGAAUCUGUCAGAGCUAUGCAUCUACCAGGUCCCCUGCACCUCCUCUGCCUGACGUGGUUCAUUUUACAGCCUGUGCAUUCGGGAACAGAGGACCACCUGUAUGAUGUGGUUCUGUUUGACUCUUGGAACAACAAUAAAUUGUUAAACCGUAAUACCAAGUGGUCAGAUGGCAGAUUUGCCCUGGAGAGCAAUUCAUCCCACUUGGUAUACCAGUGCUGCCCAUUGGACCCUAAACUCCAGAAGAAGUCCCAGGUUUUGUGGACCGGUCCAAUCUCAACUGGGGAUGCUCGCCACCUCUUCCUGGACCUGAAGUUUACUUUCUUGAGCUGCCUGUUCCCAGGCAACUGUAUGGAGGACUUCACUGUGUACUUCUUCCAGUCGGACAAUGAUAAUGCCAGACCCAGAAUUGACAAUUCCGUCAGGAUCCAUAUCAAGGGUGAGAAGCACUUCCCCAUGGAGUACCUGGAAGGGCCCAUUGACUGGAUGAAGCUGAGGAGAACUCUCAACACUGUCACAAGGGAGAGCCUGGGUCCUGUGAGCCGCUCAGUCUUUCAGCUGGGUUUUGAUUAUAUUGGCCCCUGCCUCCUCCUCAGCUCCUUCAGGGUGUACUACAAGAAAUGCCCGCUCAGCCUUCACAACCUGACCAUGUUUCCUCAGGCCACAGGCAGUGGCGAGCUAGUCCGUGGCCAGUGUGUCGAUAACUCGAUACAGAUGGGGUUACCGCAACGUCUCUGUGGCACGGACGGUGUCUGGGGACCCUCUGCUGGUCACUGCGUCUGCCGAGAGGGUUACCAAGCUAAAGACAAUGCCUGUGCAGCCUGUAAAAUAGGAUAUUACAAGGACACAGUAGGGAACGGAGUUUGCACAAAAUGCCCCAGCAACAGUCAUUCUGAUGCUGAGGCCUAUGUCUCUUGCCCGUGUUUGAGUGGUUACUACAGGACUGAGGCACACUCUCCUUCAGCUGCUUGCAUUGCCAAUGAGACUGAGAAUCAAAACCUCGUCACUAAAACUGUUGUACCAACUGUUGACAAUGGAGAUGUACAGCUUGGGGUCAUACUGGCAGCAUUUGGAGGUGCACCACUGGUGGUAGUGCUAUUCAUUGGCUUGUUUGUCAGUUGGAGAAUGAAAAUGAAGGACAAGUGUAAAACAGGAACAAAAUUGCAACUGGUGCCACUCAACACAGGAAGGUCCUACAGGAAGGAAACUGAAGAGGGCCGAUUGCAGCAUCUAGGUAUCAGUAACUCUCUGAAGCUGAACCUGAAGAAGGUGAUGAUUGAUAGGAGCUCUCUGUCCCUGGGUCAAAUCCUUGGUGAAGGUGAAUUUGGCUCAGUGUACCAGGGAAUACUCAUGCAAUCCACUGGCGUCAAUCAGAACGUUGCUGUGAAGACAAUGAAACAGGGACUCGAUUCAAAGCCAGAGCUGGAGUCCUUCCUAAGGGAAGCAGAAUUGAUGCAAGGCUUCGAACACCCAAACGUCCUCAGACUUAUAGGAGUAUCAUUUGAGGUUUGCUCUGCAGAACAAGUACCAAUGCCGAUGGUCAUCCUUCCUUUCAUGCCUCAUGGAGACCUCCGCAACUUUCUCCUCAACUCAAGGCACAGAGAAAAACCCGUGUACAUACCUCUGCAGAUCAUCCUGAAGUUCAUGAUUGACAUUGCCUCAGGGAUGGAGUAUUUGAGUAACCAAGGUUUUCUACACAGAGACCUGGCAGCUCGGAAUUGCAUGUUGUGUGACAGUAUGCGGGUGUGUGUCGCUGAUUUUGGGUUGGCUAAAAAGAUCUACAGCAGUAAUUACUAUCGGCAGAGGGCAGUCUCAAAGAUGCCCGUGAAAUGGAUGGCCGUUGAGAGCAUGGCAGAGUCGAUCUACACAACAAAAAGUGAUGUGUGGUCCUUUGGAGUGACAAUGUGGGAGAUUGUGACUCGGGGGAAGACACCUUAUCCUGGCAUACAAAACCAUGAGAUUUAUGACUAUCUACAUCAAGGGAACCGACUGAAGCAACCGCCUGAUUGUCUUGACAAACUGUACCACAUCAUGUUCAGCUGCUGGUUCCUGAACCCAGAGCAGCGACCAACAUUUGCUAAGCUCAGAUCACUUCUCCAGGAGCAUCUUUGCAUCUUGCCCAUCCUCAAGAACCAGAGUAAGGUCUACUACACAAACACCAGGGCACAAAGAGCAGCAGCCCAAACAAUGAACAGGGCCAAUGACGGGGACAAUGGCAUGAGAAACUUCUACGUAGGGGUGCUGGAUGAUGACAUAGACACUGGUUGCGACUCUGAGAGGACAUUAGAGACUUAGGGUGAAGGUUGGAUUAUCAAAUGAGAACACAAUAUUGAUUAGAUUGUGGAAGGAACAGGUUGGGCUGGCCUCAUGAGUUGUUGAGCAAAAUUAACAAUACUUGAUUUAAUCACGCGAACCUUCAGUGCAUCAAUCAGACAAAAUCCCUUCACAGUUACUUCUGGUGAAAUUCAUUCUCUGCGGUGUUUGUUGCUUUAACAUUAGAUAUCAGGAGAAUAGUUUUGUCAACAGUGAAAGCUUCUGGAUAGACUGGGGUUGAUUUCCUUGGAGCAGAGGGGAUGAGGAGGGUCAUGAUUGAGAUGUGUAAAAUAAUGAAGGGCACUGACAGGGUAAACAGGAAGAAACUUCUCCCCUUCAUGGAGGGAUCAGUGACAGGGGGCAUAGAUUUAAGGGAAGGGCAAGUAGUUUAGAGAGAGGAAGUGAGGAAGACAAUUUUCACCCAGAGGAUGGUGGGAAUCUGGAACUCAUUGCCUAUAAGGGUAGUAGAGGCAGAAACCCUCAUAAUAUUUAAGUAUUUAGAUGUGCACUUGCAACACCAAGGCAAUGAGCCAAGUGCUGGAAAAUUAGAUUAAAAUAGUUAAGUGUUUGUUCUUGAUCAGCACAGACUCAGUGGGCCCAAGGGUCUUUUCUUGUGCACCAGACCUCUGAUUCUGUCAGUGCUAUAUCUGAACGCACAUGAGAUCUUCUGGUAUGUUCAGUCUUGCAUGACUGACCCAUGCUAUCUGAAAAUGGGUGCUAGUAUUCGAUUCAGCAGGAAGUAGGCCCCAGUGAGCUUGCACCCAUGGCUUACACAUCUAUAAUAAUGGCAGCUUAUCUUCUCUCCUUCACAAUCCAUUCGUAAAAAGUACAUAACUUAAAAGCACAUUUUAAGAUCUCUCCCUUGAAUGAUACAGGGAGGUGUACGUGCUACUGUGGGAAGAGAUUUAAUGGAUGGGCAAGGUCCAUUAUAGUGUCAUGCAGACAGAUUGUGGGAAAAGAUUAAGUGGAUGUGUAGAAUGCAUGACAGAGUAAGGCUUCAGGAGGAGAUUAAGUAUGUCGACAGUGUCCAUGAUACAGUUUAAGUCCGACUUCCAGGCACAAGCACAUUACAACAGGAGGUGAUCUGAAGCCACAGUAUUGGUCGAAUUUACUCCCCUCCUGAGUCUGGGAAACCUGAGGCUAAUCUAGGGUCCAUUAUUGCUGCUUGAGCCAGGAUGGACUAAUUGAGUAGAAUCUGAGAGAGCCAUACUUAGCUUCUAUGUUCUUUAUUCCACUCUCACUCUAAUACCAUGCAGGUUCCCCUCUACCAUUCCUGGCAUAGAGAAGGUAUAAACUGCUGCCUGGUUAUAGUCAUACAGCACAAAAGCAGACCCUUCAGUCCAACUAGUCCAUUUUGGUUGCAUGUAUUACAUGGUUGAGGUGAGCUCUGGGUUAAAAAAACAGGAGAAAUCAAAAUGCUGCAAGUGCUGGAUGUGACAACAGAAAAUGCAAGAAACACUCAGCAGACCAGGCAGCAUUUGUAGAGAAAGGUAGAGUGAUUGUUUCAGCGUAAUGGCGUAAUUGUUCAGUUAUGAUGAAGUGCGCCACUGUAAUGCAUAUUCAUGUCACUAGGUGGUGGUGGCGUAGCAGGAAUGCACAGACCCUGACAAUCAUGGAAUUAUACCACUCUGAAGGGAGCUCACUCAACUACCCUACUCCUGCUCUGCAACUCGCCUUUUUGAUUACACAUCCAAUUCCCCACUUUCUUCUUCUGCCACUCUUUCAGCUAGUGCUUUUGUGAUCAUGACAUCACUAUAGUUUGCUGCAUUACGAACAAAUUUUCUUAAUUCCUCCAAAUCUCCACUCUGGUCCUGCCAAAGACAGUGAAAUUGUGAUAAAUCGCAGAGGUGGGGCCCACCACAGAUCUGUGUUAAGUAGGUCUUCAGGAUAGUUAAGGAGGUCCCCUACGCAAUCUAGUUUGCUCUAUGUUAAAAAAAAUGAAAACACAGUGACUGUAAAUAUGUGAAAGAUGUCUAUUUUUCAAAUUGUUCAUACUUUACAAUGUCCUGACCUUGUACAGUAAAGGGCAUUGAAAAAUGUUAAGAGUCUGUCCUGGAAAAAAUCAGUUUUCUUUUUCUGCUUAGUGUGCUGUGUCAGACAAGUGCAGUGCAGCCUGCUAUGUCAUCAACAUGAUUUUCAUGUUUCUUAAAUUUGUAUUCUCUGAUUACUAACCGCUGCCGCCAACAACUGGAAACAUUGUCUCCUUAUUUACUCUAUCAAAAGAAGCAUAGCAGCUGGAGUUUUAAAUUCAAUAAAUUUGGAAUAAAAAACUACUAUCACAUGGAAUUACCAGAUUAUAGUAAAAACCCAUCUGGUCCAUUGAUGUUCUUUAAGUAACAAAAUCCACUGUCUUUACCUGCUGUGGUCUACAUGUGACUUCAGACCCUUGGAAUAGGGUUGUCUCUCUUUACUUCCUUCUGAACUGGCCAAACAUCUCAUCCAGUUAUAUCAAACUUUUAUUAGGAUAGGUCUAAUAAAUAUUAAAAACCAGAUGUGCUGCUCACUUUGGUGUGGGACUGAACAACGAGUCCAACAGUACACUGGGUAUACUUUAACCACACAGGCUGCAGUGGUUCAAAAAGAUGCCUCAUCACCACCUUCUCAAGGGGCAAUAAGGGAUGGACAUUGAAUGCUGACUUUGCCAGUGAUGCCAACA
This is a messenger RNA of Rhincodon typus (whale shark), 4979 nucleotides long. Its product is annotated as tyrosine-protein kinase Mer-like. Gene Ontology annotation, biological process: nervous system development; phagocytosis; positive regulation of kinase activity. Gene Ontology annotation, molecular function: transmembrane receptor protein tyrosine kinase activity; ATP binding; protein binding. The transcript has 14 exons. The record is from RefSeq and is a predicted model, not a curated record. Gene Ontology annotation, cellular component: signaling receptor complex. NCBI's taxonomy places the organism in Eukaryota, Metazoa, Chordata, Chondrichthyes, Orectolobiformes, Rhincodontidae. Bases 29 to 2305 code for a protein of 758 amino acids.